Messenger RNA from Camellia sinensis, 672 nucleotides. Lineage: Eukaryota; Viridiplantae; Streptophyta; Magnoliopsida; Ericales; Theaceae. The record is from RefSeq and is a predicted model, not a curated record.
AUGGCGCCACAUCGAUUCAUCGUCGCCGCUCAACUCCAAGUCAACGUCGCCUCCGUCAACUACUGCCUCGCCGCCAACCACUGCUACCCUUCCCAAUACAACGAUGGUUUUGAAACCCUCAAAUUCAUCGACGCCCAUAACUACGUCGUAUUACCCUCCAACAUUGAUCUCAACCAUUGUUUUCUCGCGGCCAACAGCGCCGGCGGCAACAUAGCCCACCACGUGGCGGUCAGAUACGGCCGACACGAGUUUGAGAAGCUGGGUAUUAUUGGUUUGGUGGAGAUACAUCCAUUCUUCGGUGGAGAAGAGCGCAGUGAAUCGAUACUCCGGCUCAGUAGAGGUCCAUUUCUGAAUGUGAAACGAAUCGACUGGAUGUGGAGGUUGUUUUUGCCAAUAGGAUCAGACCGAAACCAUGAGGCGGUGAGUGGUGGUGAUGUGUCGAAGGUGGUGAAGUUUCCGGCGACGUUGGUGGUGGUUGGCGGUGGUGAUCCGUUACAGGACUGGCAGAGGAGGUACGUUGAGGGGUUAAAGAAAUCAGGGAAGCAAGUGAAGUUGAUUAGGUAUCCAAACGCUAUCCAUGGCUUCUAUAUCUUUCCUGAAUUGCCCCAACUUUGGUACCUAAUUGCAGAGGUCAGGGACUUUAUUCAAAGCCAAUCUGCUAGAAAUGCCUAG